This is a messenger RNA of Lycium ferocissimum, 432 nucleotides long. RefSeq lists its product as uncharacterized. The coding region runs from base 1 to 432 and encodes 143 amino acids. NCBI's taxonomy places the organism in Eukaryota, Viridiplantae, Streptophyta, Magnoliopsida, Solanales, Solanaceae. The record is from RefSeq and is a predicted model, not a curated record. The transcript has a single exon.
AUGGACCACCAAGAAUGUCAAAAUUCUUCCAUACUUACAUUGCGUGAAGGAGUUGUGCAAGCGCUUCGAGAGAUUGACUUCAAGCAUGUCCCUCGAAUCCAAAAUGAGUUUGUUGAUGCCCUUGCGACAUUGUCAUCAAUGAUCCAACAUCCGGACAAGAAUUACAUCGACCCUAUCAAGGUAGAAAUACAUGAUCAGCAAGCAUAUUGUUUUCAUGUCGAUGAAGAAUUGGAUGGCCAGCCAUGGUACUACGACAUUAAAAAGUUGCUCGAGACGAGAGAAUAUUCGAAAUAUGCAACUAACAAACGAGAGCGGACCUUGAGGAGAAUGGCAAAUCACUUCUUCCUUAACGGAGAAAUCCUAUAUAGGAGGACUUCGUAUCUGGGAUUGCUAAGAUGCGUGGAUACGCCACGGAGGCGACGAGGUUGUUAG